UAUUUUCUAGAUAACAAAAGGUCUUUUAAGAACAUUAUUUUCUGCCAAGUUCCGACUGCCGAACGCAAGUGCGGAGUGUCAUCGGGGAAUCCUACAGCGAUCUUUUCGUUGUCGAAAUUCAAAAAUUACCUAGUAUUUCGGGCAAUUAUCCUUUUGGUCGUCGGAAAAUUCAAGUUUCGAGUGGAACUCAGAUAACUGCAAGGUUGAUUCCAACUUUUAGCCAUAGAGCUUUGAUUCAUCAUGAAGCUAGGGAUGGCAUCUCUAACCAAGCCCCUAACUAGUAUUUCAGUAAGUGCGGUUUGUCUUGUGCAUCAUCAGCGCUUGAAGUUAUGGAAAUCUCAGAAUCUACUUAAUACCGGCACUUUGCAUGCAAGUCGUAAGCACUUCACUAUUUACUGUGCAAAUACGUCUCCUUGGGAAUCUGCUCCAGUAACGUAUUCUCCUCAUAAUGAAGGAAAAUUACUUAAAGAGGCGACCAAUAUCUUUGAAACUUUGAGUUCUGGUGAGACAGCUGAAGCUUCGGUAGUCAAUGCUGAACAGGUCACAGUUGCAAGCAAUCAGUCACCUGUGCAGCUCCAGUACCUUAAAUGGCCUAUAUGGGUUCUUGGCCCUACCCUUCUCCUAGCCACGGGCAUAGUGCCCACAUUGUGGUUGCCACUUUCUUCAAUUUUCCUUGGUCCGAAUAUAGCCAGCCUUCUUUCUUUGGUUGGACUUGACUGCAUUUUUAAUCUCGGCGCAUCUCUCUUUCUCCUUAUGGCUGAUUCUUGUGCAAGUCCAAAAAACAGUACUCAAAGGUUCAGUAGCAAGCCUCCUUCCAGUUAUCAGCUUUGGAACAUGGUUGCAAACGUACUCGGAUACAUUAUUCCUUUGACAAUGCUCUUGGGUUCUCAUAAGGGUUUUCUUCGGCCUCAGUUACCUUUCAUUUCAUUUGCAGUUAUAUUAGGUCCUUAUCUUCUGCUUCUCACAGUACAGAUACUCACCGAGAUGCUAACCUGGCACUGGCAGUCACCAGUAUGGUUAGUUACUCCGGUUGUCUAUGAAGCAUAUCGUUUGUUGCAACUGAUGCGGGGGCUGAAGCUUGGCGUUGAGCUCGUGGCACCAUCAUGGAUGAUGCAUACUAUUAGGAGCUUGGUGUGCUGUUGGGUGCUGGUUCUUGGAAUGCAGCUCAUGAGGGUCGUCUGGUACACAGGUUUUACUGCUCGUACUUACAAUCAAGAGUCGACUGCAUCUGUUGAUGGUAAUUGAUUCUUGCUGAUGAAGCUGUCACUGGACUCAUGUACAAAAUCUAUGCUUAGUAGUUACCGGACCCUGUGGCUGGUAUUGAUGAUUGGCUCUGCAAACUCGCUCGUGGCUGAGCGGUCAGCCUCGGUGGAGUUACAUAAACCCUUUUUCGAAGCUUUAAUCGUCUCAUGUGGCCAUCCAGUAUUUGCUAAAGUUGGCCGCGGUAUAGAGUAUGUGCUUAUAAGCUGUAGAUUUUACAGAAUAUGUGAAAAAUAAAUUAGGAGUGACUAGUUUGAUCAAUUUAAAUAAAAGCUUUGCCAAACA
Molecule: messenger RNA, 1545 nt
Organism: Olea europaea var. sylvestris
Lineage: Eukaryota; Viridiplantae; Streptophyta; Magnoliopsida; Lamiales; Oleaceae
Exons: 3
Coding region: 241-1245 (334 amino acids)
Source: RefSeq, a predicted model, not a curated record